Molecule: messenger RNA, 1863 nt
Organism: Anopheles cruzii
Lineage: Eukaryota; Metazoa; Arthropoda; Insecta; Diptera; Culicidae
Product: glucose dehydrogenase [FAD, quinone]-like
Exons: 4
Coding region: 1-1863 (620 amino acids)
Molecular function (GO): oxidoreductase activity, acting on CH-OH group of donors; flavin adenine dinucleotide binding
Source: RefSeq, a predicted model, not a curated record
AUGUUACGUUUGGUGUGGCUACUCGUCCUAACGGUCCUCGGGAGACUGUCGCGGCCGUGCGAGGCAUUCAUUAGCCUCGGCAACGUCACCAGUUUAUUUUACGACGCCCGGGAGGUUAAUUACGGCCAUCCGGAGUUGCGCCACUCGUACGAUUACGUCAUCGUCGGUGCUGGGCCGGCCGGAUGCGUUCUGGCGAAUCGCCUGUCGGAGGACCCGCACGCCACGGUGCUGCUGCUGGAGAUUGGCCGCGGCGAGGUGCCGCUCAUAACCGAUUCCCCGCUGGUCGGUCCGAUCCUGGCUUCGACGGAUUACAACUUUGGCUACCAGACCGAGAAGCAGCGAUACGGGUGCCUCGGGCUGCGGGGAGGCCGCUGCAGUUGGGCCCACGGGCGGGGCGUCGGUGGCUCGACGAUCAUCAACAACGUGAUCUUUACGCGCGGCAAUCGGCGCGACUACGAUAGCUGGGCGAAAGCGGGCAACGAAGGCUGGGCCUGGGCGGAUGUGUUGCCACUGUUCAAGCGCAUCGAACGGUCAAGCAUUCGAGACUUUGGUGACAACGGGCUGCACGGCCAUGACGGUCGGCUGUCGGUGGAGGACUGUCCGUUCAGAACAGAUCUGGCCCGAGCGUUCGUGAAGAGCGCUCAGUCGGCCGGCUAUCGCUACUUGGACUACAACUCCGGUGACAAUUUGGGGGUCUCGUUUCUGCAAGCGCACUCCUUAAACGGCCGCCGGGCAUCGGGAGGCACCAGCUACCUGCGGGACAUUGUCGAUCGGCCGAAUCUUCAUAUCCUGACGCGGGCCUGGGUCACGAAGGUUCUCAUCGAUCCCGACACGAAAACGGCCACCGGUGUGCGGUUGGUGCACGAGCGACAACACUACGAGGUCGAAGCCUCCCGGGAGAUCGUCCUUUCGGCGGGAGCGUUCGAAAGUCCCAAACUGUUGAUGCUUUCCGGCGUCGGUCCAGCGAAGCACCUGAAGCGGCACGGUAUCCGUCUGGUGGCCGAUUUGCCCGUCGGCCGGAAGGUGUACGAGCACGGUGGCGUGUACGGGCCAACGUUCGUGGUCCGCAAGCCGACGGAUGAUUUCGUAAGCUUCGAGCAACUGGCCAACCUGGGCGAGGUUUUACGGUUCCGCAACGGAAGUGGUCCACUGACCACGAACUCGGUGGAAAGUUUGCUCUACGUACACUCGCCGUUUGCCGAGAAUCCCGACCCGGAGUACCCGGACGUGGAGGUGAUGCAGGCGUUCACCUCGUUCAGCUUUGACACGUCGCCCGGCACACGGAACGCCUACUAUCUGACCGACCGGAUGUACGAUGAGUACUUCCGGCCGCUGGCGAAGACGCGCAACUUCAUGUUCCUCCCGAUGCUACUCAAACCGAGGGCCGUCGGGCGGGUUGAGUUAAAGUCGACGAACCCGUUCAAUCAUCCAGUCUUUCGCUACCAAUACUUUGAGGACGACCGCGAUGUGGAUGCACUGGUGUACGCGAUCAAGGAGGUAAUCCGCAUCAGCACCGAGGCUCCACUGAGACGGCUGGGGGUGGAACUUUACAAGCGCAAGGUGCCCGGCUGCCAGUACAUGGCGUUCAACACGAUCGACUACUGGCGCUGCCACGUGCGGCAUCUCACAGCAACCUUCCAGCAUCAGGUGGCUACGUGCAAAAUGGGACCACCGCAAGAUCCGGAAGCCGUCGUCGAUAGCCGGCUGCGGGUGUACGGAAUCGCUCGGCUGCGUGUGGCUGACGUCGGUAUCAUUCCCGAGGCUCCCACCGGACAUACGGCGGCCCAUAGUUUCCUGAUCGGUGAGAAGGCUGCCGACUUGAUCAGAGAAGACCAUCAGCAGCAGCGGCACACCCUAAAGUAA